Messenger RNA from Thunnus maccoyii (southern bluefin tuna), 1939 nucleotides. Its product is annotated as serine/threonine-protein kinase pim-2-like. Gene Ontology annotation, molecular function: ATP binding; protein serine/threonine kinase activity. The transcript is spliced from 9 exons. The record is from RefSeq and is a predicted model, not a curated record. The coding region runs from base 139 to 1689 and encodes 516 amino acids. Gene Ontology annotation, cellular component: cytoplasm. NCBI's taxonomy places the organism in Eukaryota, Metazoa, Chordata, Actinopteri, Scombriformes, Scombridae. Gene Ontology annotation, biological process: negative regulation of apoptotic process; regulation of mitotic cell cycle; protein autophosphorylation.
UUUGCCUUUGAACUUGUGAUGUCACAGUCAUGGCAUCAUUCCAUUCCGAAUGCAGUUAGUAUGUUUUCAUAUUGAGAACAGAGCCACACUCUGAUCAGUACACACUCUUCAGAUCUCUGCAAGUGCUUGUAUCGUCAAAUGAGUCUCGUUCGAAACGUCAACGUCAUGUCUUCUACAUCUACACAAAAGUUCAUGACUCCAAGUUCUGGAAAAGAUCGAGAGAGCAACAUGAAUUUCAAUGUAAGGAAGAGAGGAAGGGAGGACAGUGAUGUUGCACCUAUGAAAAAGAUCAAGGUUUGCAACAUCACCCAGUCCACUGAACCCUGCAACAAGGUGCAGGAGGGUGUCAAUCCAAGGAAGAGGAGGGCUAGCCAUGAUGGAAAGAUGCCCGGGAAAAAAAUGAGGCCCAGUGAAGGGUCAGUGAAGAAUUAUACAAGACAGUGGGGCAAGAGAGAGGCCAGUGUUGAUGCUGGGACAUCUGCGAAAAGGAUGAGGUGUAGCGACAGCACCAGCAUCACUGUGUCCACUCCCACUGAAUCUAUCUCUACUGGAUCCAGCAUGAAGUCCAGCUCUACCGGAUCCAGCAUGAAGUCCAGCUCUACUGGAUCCAGCAUGAAGUCCAGCUCUACCGGAUCCAGCAUAAAGUCCAGCUCUACUGGAUCCAGCAUGAAGUCCAUCUCUACUGGAUCCAGCAUGAAGUCCAGCUCUACUGAAUCCAUCACUACUGGAUCCAGCUCCACUGCAUCCAGCGCUACUGUCUCCAGUGAGAAAGUGAUCAUCAGCCAUAUUUUUAACAACGUCUCACUGGAAGAGCAGAAAGUUUUUGAGCUGGCCUCCUCAGGGAGCACCAGCAGAGCUGAAUUUGAAGACAAGUAUGUCCAGCAAGCACCGAUCGGUCAGGGAGGCUUCGGUUCAGUAUAUGCUGGCUUCCGUAAAGAAGAUUCUUUACCAGUGGCUAUCAAGCAUGUACCCAGGGAUAUUGUGAGGCGCGAACGAGUGGUUUGCAAUGGGAAGGUGUAUUACAUCAUUCUGGAGGUGGCCCUCAUGCUCAAGACUGCAGGUCUACCAGGAUCAGAUGGACAAUCCGCUGCCAUAUCCCUUCUGGACUGGUACGCUCUUGAACAUGAGCUAAUCCUGGUUUUGGAAAGACCAGCUUACUCCCUGGACCUCCACAAGUACCUUCAAAUCAACGGAGGCUCCUUGCCGGAACAUGAGGCUAAGAUGAUCCUGAGUCAGCUGGUGGAUGCAGCCAUUGACAUGCACGCCAAGGGUGUCUUUCACAGGGACAUCAAGUUAGAAAACACCCUGAUUCAGCGUUCUCCAACUGGUGCCCCAAGAAUCCGGCUGAUUGAUUUUGGCUGUGGCAGCUUCUCAACAGAGACAUCUUACGAUUCUUUCUGUGGUACCCGUGCAUACGUCCCUCCAGAGUGGUUUGACUGUAACGCAUACUGGGCUCAUCCCACCACGGUUUGGCAGCUGGGCGCACUCUUCUAUUCAUUGCUGAAUGGAAGAGAAUAUUUCACAACUGAAGACUUCAUCCAGAACCACAUUAGAAUCAACAGUGCACUGUCCCGAGACACCAAGAUUUUGUUGUACAUGUGUCUGGCCAGAGACUCAAUGGAGCGUGCCACUCUGCAGGAGCUACAGUCCUUCCUUGCCUUCACACAACCCAGCCCUCCACCCAUCUAAGCCCUCCUCUUCAAUAAAAGGCCGUCAGGUUGGUUCCUCCCACCACCCCACAUUCUCACAGUCGGGACAGCGCCACACACAUAUCCACAUUGCAGGAAACAGUUAGCAUUGAAUAAUACUCUGUGAUGUCUGUUCUUUGCAUACGAUCCUGCCAUCGUUUCUCUUCCUGCUGAGAUGCGCCGGAGUCCACCUGACCUCCAUCACUGUCUGCUGUGUGCCCUGCUGCAUCCUCGGAAAUGGAACAUUAAUA